This is a messenger RNA of Dryobates pubescens (Downy woodpecker), 3003 nucleotides long. RefSeq names its product transmembrane 9 superfamily member 2 (gene TM9SF2). The transcript has 17 exons. Gene Ontology annotation, cellular component: membrane. Gene Ontology annotation, biological process: protein localization to membrane. Bases 206 to 2155 code for a protein of 649 amino acids. The record is from RefSeq and is a predicted model, not a curated record. NCBI's taxonomy places the organism in Eukaryota, Metazoa, Chordata, Aves, Piciformes, Picidae.
CGCGCAGGCUGACGUGUCGCGCGCUCGAGAAGCCGGAAGUGGCGGCCGUCAGGGCGGGGGGAGACGAAGCCGUCACUGUUGCCGCCGCGGGCGCGCGCAAGAGGCGCCCAGAGACCCUCCGCCUCCCCCCUCCCCGCCACAGGCCGCCGCGCUCCCCCGCCCCGGUUCGUGCCGUCGCUGUUCCUUCGCGCCCCGUGGUCCCGCUAUGGCUCUGCGGCAGCUCCUCAUCGCCGUGGCACUAGCGGCGGCCGCGCUCCCCGCCGCCGCCUUCUACCUGCCGGGCCUGGCGCCCGUCAAUUUCUGCGAGGCUGGCAAGGAGAAGCCCGAGUGCAAAUCUGGAAUUGAGCUGUUUGUGAACAGACUUGACUCUGUGGAGUCUGUCCUUCCCUACGAGUACACUGCGUUUGAUUUUUGUCAAGCAGAAGGAAAGAAGCGUCCCUCAGAAAAUCUUGGCCAAGUGUUGUUCGGAGAGAGGAUAGAACCAUCUCCUUACAGGUUCACAUUCAACAAGAAGGAGACAUGUAAAUCUGUUUGUACAAAAACAUAUGAUACCAGAAAGCCAGAAGACAAACUGAAAUUAGACUUUUUGAAAAAAAGUAUGCUACUGAAUUAUCAACAUCAUUGGAUUGUGGACAACAUGCCUGUGACCUGGUGUUAUGAUGUUGAAGAUGGCCAGAGGUUCUGCAAUCCUGGUUUUCCUAUUGGCUGUUAUAUUACAGAAGAUGGUCGGCCCAAAGAUGCCUGUGUUAUUAAUUCAGAAUUUCAUGAAAAAGAUACUUUUUAUAUCUUCAACCAUGUUGACAUAAAAAUAUACUACCAUGUUGUGGAAAAUGAAGCUCUGGGAGCAAGACUAGUGGCUGCUAAACUCGAACCAAAAAGUUACAAGCACACUCAUCCAGACAACCCCGAUUGCUCCGGAGUACCUAUGGAUAUAAGUAACAAGGCUAACGGAGAAGUCAAAAUUGCUUACACAUACUCAGUUUCUUUUGAAGAAGAAAAAAGUAUAAGAUGGGCAUCAAGAUGGGAUUACAUUUUGGAAUCCAUGCCACACACGCACAUUCAAUGGUUUAGUAUUAUGAAUUCCUUGGUGAUUGUCCUCUUUCUGUCUGGAAUGGUAGCUAUGAUUAUGCUGAGGACACUGCAUAAAGACAUUGCAAGAUAUAAUCAGAUGGAUUCCACUGAAGAUGCUCAAGAAGAAUUUGGCUGGAAGCUGGUUCAUGGUGAUAUUUUCAGGCCCCCAAGAAAAGGAAUGCUGUUGUCCGUUUUUCUAGGCUCUGGCACGCAGAUCUUAAUAAUGACUUUUGUUACCCUGUUUUUUGCUUGCCUGGGAUUUUUGUCACCUGCUAACCGAGGAGCUCUAAUGACUUGUGCCGUAGUUUUGUGGGUACUGCUUGGAACUCCAGCUGGUUAUGUUGCUGCCAGAUUCUACAAAUCAUUUGGAGGUGAGAAAUGGAAAACAAAUGUCCUGCUGACAUCGUUCCUUUGUCCUGGAAUUGUAUUUGCAGAUUUUUUUAUCAUGAACCUCAUUCUCUGGGGAGAAGGCUCUUCAGCAGCUAUUCCGUUUGGUACUUUGGUUGCUAUUCUGGCACUCUGGUUUUGCAUAUCUGUACCGCUGACGUUUAUUGGUGCCUAUUUUGGUUUUAAGAAACAUGCUAUUGAACAUCCUGUUCGCACAAAUCAAAUCCCUCGUCAGAUUCCUGAGCAAUCGUUCUAUACUAAGCCAUUACCUGGCAUUAUCAUGGGAGGGAUUCUACCUUUUGGAUGUAUCUUUAUACAGCUGUUCUUUAUUCUCAAUAGUAUUUGGUCUCACCAGAUGUAUUACAUGUUUGGCUUCCUGUUUCUGGUAUUCAUUAUUUUGGUUAUUACAUGUUCUGAGGCCACAAUACUGCUCUGCUACUUCCAUCUAUGUGCAGAGGACUAUCACUGGCAGUGGCGUUCAUUCCUCACAAGUGGUUUCACUGCAGUAUACUUCCUAAUAUAUGCAAUACAUUAUUUUUUUUCUAAACUGCAAAUCACUGGAACAGCUAGCACCAUUUUAUAUUUUGGUUAUACCAUGAUUAUGGUUUUGAUCUUCUUCCUUUUCACAGGGACAAUCGGAUUCUUUGCAUGCUUCUGGUUUGUAACCAAAAUAUACAGCGUGGUGAAAGUUGACUGAAGAAACCAGUGUAAAGAAUUAACACGGAAGAGAUUUAAUCUUCAUUAACCUAAAUUAAAGACCUGGUCUUGACCCUGAACUUGAGCUUUAUCAGAAGUAUUGGCUUCCUGUUCUUUGAGAGCGAUCCAGAACACGCAGCUGCCCCAAAUACUUGUUUCCACUAACACGUUUGUGUUGUGACUUAACAACCCGAUUUCAUGCGGAUCUUACUGGAGAUCAGAGUUAGGCUAUUUAUGCGUUUGUAAAUACAACCGUACUCUAAGAGAAAUGUUCAAUUCUAAUCGCAGAGUAGAAGUGGCUGUCUUACACUACUUAAUGAUACUUCUGAUCAAAGUACAACUGUAAAUAGGUUUUUCUAGAUUGGUAGGUGGGAUGAAUUAUUUUUCUUUGAGGGAAAUGAGAACUUUUUAUUAUGCUAACUUUGAAGGAUGACUCUUAAGAAGUGUUGCUUUUAGUUUGGGUGUGAUUUUUAUUUUUCACUGAUGUUACGUCCAUAAGUACUCUGAUUUCUGUGACUUCAUUAGGUUCGGUGUUCCUGGCCUUUUAAACUACGUGCCUCUGAGUCCUUGAAUUUAUAAAUUCGUAAUCUAAUAAAUAUUGUAAAAAUGUCUUCAGUGGCUUAUUACCAGUUCAUACAAAUCUGUAAAUAUGAUUAUAUUGAAGACAGAUGCUUAAAGGCUGCAUAGAGUAUUUUAUGGCUUUUUCUAUGGUUUGAUGUAUGUUUACACACCCUCAGAUCUGCAGGAAAUGUUCUCUCUGCUACAUGGCUGUAACAUGGAAAUGUGAUUGUGGCACGUGAGAAUGAGUUCUACACGCAUUCAACAGAACCACUCUGCAGCAUUAGUUCA